Messenger RNA from Zea mays, 2122 nucleotides. Its product is annotated as acetylglucosaminyltransferase. The coding region runs from base 302 to 1627 and encodes 441 amino acids. The record is from RefSeq and is marked validated. The transcript is spliced from 4 exons. Lineage: Eukaryota; Viridiplantae; Streptophyta; Magnoliopsida; Poales; Poaceae. Gene Ontology annotation, cellular component: membrane. Gene Ontology annotation, molecular function: glucuronosyltransferase activity.
CGCCAACCCGACGCGACCGGCAGGCAGCGGCGCACCAACGCAAAGGUUAACCCACCCGCCCACCCAGCAGCACUCACUCACGAGACCGUCCACCGCGACGCGCUCUCUUGCCCGUGCCCCCGUCCUCCCCUUCCCCCUCCACCUCCGCGGCGCCCGCGGUAACCUCGCCACGCCACAUCGCGUGCGAGCACCAACCGUCGCCGGCCCUCUAAUUAAGCUGCCCGCGCGGCGCGAUCCGGUGUCCACCGCUGCCCCGCCGGAGGAGGAGGAGGAAGGGGGGCGGGGGGUGGAGCACAGGGGGAUGCUAGAGGCGAAGCCGCCGUCGCCGGGCUCCUCCGGCGCGGCCGGGGCGGCGGCACACAUCCACGCUCACCGGCGGUGGGCGGCGCCGCUGCUGGCCUCGGUCCUGCUCUCGUCGAUCCUCAUCUCCGCGUCGCUCUUCUUCUCCUCCUCCCGCGCGCUGCUCCUCUCCUUCUCGCCGCUCCCCUCCGCGGCCUCCGCCGAGCCCCUCUUCGUCGAGGCCAAGCUCCGCCAGCAGAUGCGGGCCGAGGAGCGCCCCGCGCGCGGCGCCGUGCCCAGGAUCGCCUACCUCGUCUCCGGCUCCGCGGGGGACGGAGCCGCGCUGCGCCGGACGCUCAGGGCGCUCUACCACCCGGCAAACACGUACGUCGUGCACCUCGACCUCGAGGCUCCCGCCGCCGAGCGCGCCGAGCUCGCCGCUGCCGUCCGCGCCGACCCCGUCUACGCCAGGUUCCGCAACGUCAAGGUCGUCACACGGGCGAACCUGGUCACCUACCGUGGCCCGACCAUGGUGGCCAAUACGCUGCACGCGGCUGCCAUCCUGCUGCGCGAGGGCGGUGAUUGGGACUGGUUCAUCAACCUCUCCGCCUCCGACUAUCCACUCGUCACCCAGGACGACCUGUUGCAUGUGCUCUCCGAGUUGCCCAGGCAGCUUAACUUCAUUGAGCAUACCAGUGACAUCGGAUGGAAGGAGUACCAGAGGGCGAAACCGGUGAUCAUCGACCCUGGGCUAUACAGCCUGCAGAAGUCUGACGUUUUCUGGAUAACAGAGAAACGGAGUGUCCCAACUGCGUUCAAGCUCUUCACUGGCUCGGCAUGGAUGGUGCUCACCCACCAGUUUAUCGAAUACUGCAUAUGGGGAUGGGACAAUCUCCCAAGGACAGUCCUGAUGUACUACGCCAAUUUCCUUUCCUCGCCAGAGGGCUACUUCCACACGGUCAUCUGCAACGUGCCGGAGUUCCGCAACACCACAGUCAACCAUGACCUGCAUUUCAUUUCCUGGGACAACCCACCGAAGCAGCACCCUCACUACCUCACGCUCGCUGACUUCGACGGCAUGGUUAACAGCAACGCGCCCUUUGCAAGGAAGUUCGGGAGAGAAGACCCCGUGCUGGACAAGAUCGACCAGGAGCUACUGGGCCGCCGGCCUGAUGGGUUUGUGCCCGGUGGAUGGACGUAUCUACUGAAUGCGACGACUGAGGAAGGGAGACCCUUCGCCGUUGAGCGCGUGCAGGAUCUCCGCCCAGGGCCUGGUGUGGACAGAUUGAAGAAACUCGUCACGGGCUUGCUCACACAAGAAGGCUUUGAUGACAAGCACUGCCUGUGAGACUGCCCCCCAGUAAGAUGAUUCUGGCUGGGGGCGGUAGAUUACACGGUCAAAUCUUGAGGGCAUUGAAGCCAUUUUCUGGGAAUAUGCCUACUGGCUGAAGAAGCAGCACAUAGUAUCAUGUGAUGUACGCGUGGAUGCGAGCAACGGUAAGAUAGGUGCUCUUACAGACAGCCGCCUGAGUUGAGCUACUACCGUACAGCAGGAGGCCACGGACGUAGCCGGCGGAGAUUAUACAGGAAUAGUAGCUCAUUAGGUUAUGUUAGAUGACUAUAUCAGCCCCUUCCCAACCGUCAAUAAUGUUGGGAAUUUUGACAUCUCCGCGGCGCUGCGGGUUGUGCAAGGCAGGCAGGCAGUCCAUUCUUUGCUUGGAUGCCAUGGCGCCUGGUGUAAUCAACUGGUAGCGUGUGAGGAGGCUUCGUUGUAUUGACUAGUGCAUAUUUCUGGGCAAAACAGAUGCGUUUGGUUGCACACAUGUAUUCUUUUAUCCCUUUU